CAGGGUUCUUGGGUAGCUGGCGCACUGAACAGCACAUCCGGACAUCUGCAGACCGCCCUUCGGCUUCAUACAGUAAUGCUCAAGCUCCACACCACGUCUCAAUCUACGGGUCGCCUCAACGCCAAUGUCUCGAGGAGUCUGCUCACCUCCAGCGGCAACGCUACCCUGCGAGUUAUCGACCUCAACCUAGAAAUAGGAUACGUGGCAAACGAUGCUGACUACGCGUGUCGCGUAUCGUUGGACACGAUAGCCCGCAUACGGACUGCCGAGGGCAUCUUCGCUGGUAACGUCUUGUACCCGUCCGAACAAUGGCUCGUCGCACGGCUGUUCAAGGCCGUCCAGGAUGAAACAAGGCGGUCUUUCAUGCGCAUCUCGUGGAACCUAUUGGCCACGAAUAAGGCGGUCCUCCUACUCAUCGAGGAUCUCGCCCGCCUUGAGGACCAUGCGUCUAGGUUCUGUUCACCGAGCCUGUUGGGUAGGGCUGGGUCUGUUCGUCGGAUCAUGUAUCCCAGUUUCGACGACACCCAAUGCCGAGACUUGACGCUUGGCCUCGAGAUGGCGCGCUUCGAUGUUGAGGUGCUCUUCUCCUCUGUGCAGGAGUUGUUCGCGGUGCUCGAUGAAAAUGGGCAACGGCUCGCCGAGUUGGAGAAAUGGCUUGCCCAGCCAGGAACUCUGAUCCCCGGUCUCCGGUACACCAGCGGGCACGUCGCUGAACUCCUGGUCAACAGGCAAUAUAUACGUUCGGCGAAAAAGGAUAAUAGUGUUGUUCAACCGCUCAAAGCUUUGGUUCGUGCUCAGUAGAUUCAAGUGGUGACGCCUCUAUGUACUUUUCCCUUUCACGACUCAUCCUACGUAUGCACCGCACUCCGAUCUCGCACCCGUGUA
Fomitopsis serialis is the source of this 885-nucleotide messenger RNA. RefSeq lists its product as uncharacterized. The transcript is spliced from 2 exons. The record is from RefSeq and is a predicted model, not a curated record. Bases 76 to 801 code for a protein of 241 amino acids. Lineage: Eukaryota; Fungi; Basidiomycota; Agaricomycetes; Polyporales; Fomitopsidaceae.